AUGUCCCUCCCAAAGAAUGCAACUAUCGCAGCAAAGCCAUUUAAGAUCUCCAUACCGGACUUGCAGUUAGAUGACUUGUGGACACUGAUACGGCUCUCGAAACUUCCACCCGCAACAUAUGAGGGUACUAAAGAAGAAUAUGGAGUAACUAGCAAAUGGAUGUCUGAAAUGAAAACUUACUGGGAAAACGAUUUUAACUGGAGAGAGCAUGAAUCCGAAAUCAACAAACUUCCACAAUAUACCGCACCGGUCAGAUCAAAAGAUGGAAAAGAAAACACACUUCACUUCAUCGGUAUAUUCUCUACAUUUGAGAAUGCAAUUCCUCUCGUCUUAUUACACGGGUGGCCUGGUUCGUUCGUUGAAUUUCUCGACUUGAUUCCGAUCCUCGCAGCAUCCACCUCCCCUCAUUUCCAUAUAAUUGUACCUUCGUUGCCCGGCUAUGCAUUCUCCUCCGCACCACCAUUGGAAAGUGACUUUACCCUCCAGGAUUGCGCGUACCUUGUCAAUGAAUUAAUGUUAGGGCUUGGGUUAAAACAAUAUGUAGCACAAGGAGGAGAUAUUGGAAGUUUCAUCGCAGAAGCAUUAGCAGUUGGAUACCCGGAGUGCCUAGGCUGUCAUGUAAACAUGCUCCAAAUUUUCAGCCCUCCACCUAAUCAUCCUGUUUCCACCCUUUCCCUAAAGGAGAAAGCAGGAGUCCACCGCGGCCAAAGAUUCAACACAACCGGCAAUGCAUACGCGCUCGAACAUGCUACGCGCCCCAGCACCAUCGGGCAUAUCCUUUCUAGCAGCCCUCUUGCGCUCCUUGCUUGGAUUGGUGAAAAGCUUCGAGACUGGACUGAUGAAACCCCACCAAUUGAGAAGAUAUUGGAGAUCGUGACACUGUGGUGGUUUACAGAGACAAUGCCUAGAAGCAUUUAUGCGUACCGUCAGAUUUUUAUCGAGGAAACAAGGAAUAUGGACGGCAUCGCGUUAACGAACACCAAGUUUGGGUAUUCAAAUUUCCCGAUGGAGCUUAUGCCGGUUCCAAAAGUAUGGGUGGAGACCCUGGGGGAGAUGGUGUUUUUUAGGGAUCAUGACAGGGGAGGUCAUUUUGCGGCGAUGGAAGUGCCGGAAUUGUUGGCAGAUGAUGUGAAAGAGUUUGUCAAAAUUCUUAUCAAUAGGAACUAA
Messenger RNA from Morchella sextelata, 1167 nucleotides. RefSeq lists its product as uncharacterized. Bases 1 to 1167 code for a protein of 388 amino acids. The transcript is spliced from 5 exons. Gene Ontology annotation, molecular function: epoxide hydrolase activity. Gene Ontology annotation, biological process: epoxide metabolic process. NCBI's taxonomy places the organism in Eukaryota, Fungi, Ascomycota, Pezizomycetes, Pezizales, Morchellaceae. The record is from RefSeq and is a predicted model, not a curated record.